This is a messenger RNA of Coniosporium apollinis CBS 100218, 1482 nucleotides long. RefSeq lists its product as uncharacterized. The record is from RefSeq and is a predicted model, not a curated record. Gene Ontology annotation, cellular component: Nem1-Spo7 phosphatase complex. Bases 1 to 1482 code for a protein of 493 amino acids. Lineage: Eukaryota; Fungi; Ascomycota; Dothideomycetes. Gene Ontology annotation, biological process: nuclear envelope organization. The transcript has a single exon. Gene Ontology annotation, molecular function: phosphoprotein phosphatase activity; protein phosphatase regulator activity.
AUGUCCGAAUCCAAGCUCGACCAGAUCGUAAAAGGCGCCCCUCCCCCUAACAUCACCGCCCCCGAAGUCGCCGCAGCCACCUCAUCCCCCACCUCCCCCGCCGAGCGCACCUCCUCCGCCCGCGCCGCACGCUCCCUACGCAGCGCCCCCCGCACCACCCACCCGGACCCAACCUCGCUCCUCCCCUCCUCCCCGCCGCAAAUCUACCUCAACCUACUCAUCCUCGAAGCCUCGCUGCGGGCGCAGUACCUGCAGCUGCGCGGCCGCCGGCGCACCCACACCUGCUUCUUCGGCACCUGGAUCCUGUGGACGUCGUAUUUCGGCUACGCGCUCUUCCUGGCGCCGCGCGAGGAUGGCUCUGGCGUCGGCGGUAGUGUUUACUGGGGCGUCGAGCGCCUGCAGAGGAUCUGCUUCAUGGGCGCUAUUCUGGUCGCUGUGCUGGUCUGGGCAACGGGCGUGUGGGAACGGCAUAUGCGCUGGCCGAGACGGUGGCUCGGCACCGCGAAUAGGGGUCUCAGGGGCAUGAACUGCAAGGUGGUGGUUAUUAGGGGGCCGUGGUGGAGGGAGUGGGUGGGGCAUUUGGGGUCGCUGAUUCCGUACAGCCUCUUCUUUCCGAGUCCGGGAAGUGAAUUUCGGCUCGUGGAGGUGAACAGGGAGGAAAAGAGGACCAUGCUGGAGAAGGGACAGGGAGGUGGCUUAACGUUGGGUGUGCCGAGACAUGUGGUUAGGGACCACGUGGAGUAUGUGGAAGAAGAUGUGGCGCCGGGCGGGGAUCACAUCAAGUUGCUGCUGCUGCCCAAGCCGUUCACUCCGGACUUUAGGGAGAAUUGGGAGCUUUACCGGACCGAGUAUUGGGAGAAGGAGAAUGAGCGCCGCGCGGAGUUGCGCAAGAAGGUCAGGGCGCGUGAUCGUGAGCUGGCGAGGCAGGAGGGUGGAUGGCUUUGGUGGACGGGAUGGCGUGGCUGGAAGAAGGCACGCGGUUUAACAACCGGCGGUGGCGAUAUCGAAAGACCUGCUUCGAGGUCGGGCGUUGCCCGCCACAGUAGUGUGAGGAAUGGGAAGAAAAGAGAGAGCAUGGUCUUCGAGCGAGAAAGGGAUGGGAGCCACUCGAGGUCAUCAUCCCGCAGCUCGACGCCCGUGGGAGAGCGGGACCACGGAAGGCAAGGGUCGUUGUCCAUAAUGGAGAGGGAAAGAAGGUGGAGCAACAGUACUGCGGGCAGUGUGACAUCUGAUCGAAGGCGAAAUAAGCCCAUGCCGCUGUCAAUGGCGAGGAGCGGUAGCAGUACGAGGCCAAGCAAACUCACGCCGACCGGAUCCCGUCCUGUCACUCCGACCACCGGUUCUUCUGAGGCGGUACCGGCCCUGACCAAGCGAAGUAGCGCCCUCAGCAUCCUUAGCACCAGCUCGGGCGAUAGCGACAAAGCAAGCGCUGUGGAAGACGAGAAGCAAAGCGGGGAGGCGAUGGUGUCAAGUGCUGCCUAG